This is a messenger RNA of Nerophis ophidion (straightnose pipefish), 4856 nucleotides long. It is a transcript of the gene usp22, whose product is annotated as ubiquitin specific peptidase 22. The record is from RefSeq and is a predicted model, not a curated record. The coding region runs from base 369 to 1889 and encodes 506 amino acids. Gene Ontology annotation, biological process: protein deubiquitination. Gene Ontology annotation, molecular function: zinc ion binding; cysteine-type deubiquitinase activity. The transcript has 13 exons. Lineage: Eukaryota; Metazoa; Chordata; Actinopteri; Syngnathiformes; Syngnathidae.
GUGCUCGCCUGUGAUUGGUCCGUCGUUAUGAACGAGGUGGGUCUAUGUUCACCAUGUAAGCUACUGUUGAAAUUCCUACGCUAACCAACUUUAGCCAGCAUGCUAACCUGCAAAUAAGCGAGUGUGGUUAAACUGCAUCCAUGGUGUCAUAAUGGACUUAAAUUGACCGGAGGAAUGCUGGGAUCCCUCAACGUGUGUGUCGCCGUAACUACAACCACAGCAUGUCCAGUUAGCUACAACGCGGCGAUUGGUGGAAAAGAUAACCUGGCAAGCUAGCCAGUCUUCCCGGGGUUUGGGAAGUGGCUCGAGUGGCUUCUUGAACAGCCUUCCUCGGCCGGGGGACAACCGAAGCGGAUGCUGUGAUUACGAUGAGUCCCGCCGGCUGUCCCCAUGUCAACUGCUUCAAAGUGGACAACUGGAAGCAGAACCUGAGGGUCAUUUAUCAGUGUUUCGUAUGGAGUGGUUCAGCCGAGACCAGGAAACGCAAGGCCAAGUCCUGCAUCUGCCACAUGUGCGGCGCACACCUCAGCAGACUUCACUCCUGCCUUUACUGUGUCUUCUUCGCCUGCUUUGCCAAAAAACACAUCCACGAGCAUGCCAAGAGCAAAAGGCAUAAUCUAGCUAUUGACCUGCUGUAUGGGGGAAUUUACUGCUUUAUGUGCCAAGACUACAUAUACGACAAAGACAUGGAACAGAUCGCCAAAGAGGAACAAAGAAAAGCCUGGAAAAUGCAAGGCAUAGGUGAGAAGUACUCCACAUGGGAGCCCACCAAGAGGGAGCUGGAGCUUCUUCGCCACAACCCCAAGAGGAGGAGAAUCACGUCCAACUGUACAAUUGGGCUGCGCGGUCUUAUCAACCUUGGAAACACCUGCUUCAUGAACUGCAUCGUCCAGGCGCUCACGCACACCCCGUUGUUGCGUGACUUCUUCCUGUCUGACCGACACAAAUGUGAAAUGCAGAGCAACUCCUGCUUAGUGUGUGAGAUGUCGCAACUCUUCCAGGAGUUUUACUCAGGCCAUCGUUCACCACACAUCCCGUUCCGUCUCCUCCACCUGGUGUGGACGCACGCUCGUCACCUCGCUGGCUACGAGCAGCAAGACGCGCACGAGUUCCUCAUUGCCGCGCUGGAUGUCCUACACAGACACUGCAAAGAUGACAAUGGGAAAAAAGCCAACAACCCAAACCAUUGCAACUGCAUUAUUGACCAAAUCUUCACAGGGGGCCUGCAAUCUGAUGUCACCUGUCAAGUGUGCCAUGGUGUCUCAACAACCAUCGACCCGUUCUGGGACAUCAGCCUGGACCUGCCAGGUUCCUCCACCCCCUUUUGGCCAUUAAGUCCCGGAGGAGAUGGAUCUACACUAAACGGAGAGAGUCACACCAAUGGAGCCACGACACUGACUGACUGUCUACGAAGGUUCACCAGACCAGAGCACCUCGGCAGCAGUGCGAAGAUCAAGUGCAGCGGUUGCCAUAGUUACCAAGAGUCGACCAAGCAACUGACCAUGAAAAAGUUGCCCAUUGUGGCCUGCUUUCACCUCAAAAGGUUUGAACACUCAGCCAAACUACGGAGAAAAAUCACAACAUACGUGUCUUUUCCUCUGGAGCUUGACAUGACUCCUUUUAUGGCUUCAAGUAAGGAGAGCAGGAUGAACGGCCAGUACCAGCAGACUGUGGAGCCCUUCAACAAUGACAACAAAUACAGCCUGUUUGCAGUAGUCAACCACCAGGGGACACUAGAGAGCGGCCAUUACACCACCUUCAUUAGGCAGCAUAAAGACCACUGGUUCAAAUGUGACGACGCCAUCAUCACCAAGGCCAGCAUCGAGGCAGUGCUUGACAGUGAAGGGUACCUUUUAUUUUACCAUAAACAGUUCCUGGAGUACGAAUGAUGCGCCUGAACAUCAUCCCAAUGCAUAUGAGCCCUGAAGCACUAUUGCAAGCUGAAAGUCAAGACACACCGAAGGACGCACUCCUUGUAAAUCUUCCAACCCAGUUUGGAUUGUCAGCAGCCUAUUAUGAUCAUUUUUGCCCCGAGAGAAGGUUUUAACCCCAAUGCACAUUGAGGACGGUUUACGCCACGCACGCAAACAUCCACACUGGGACAAGCUGCUUCUCUAGAAUCAAGGCUCAUUUGUUGCAGUUUUUUAAAGGCCAAUACAAUGACAAGCACAUCAUAUACAGGUACACACCUUCUCAAAUGACCAAAUAUUGCAUUAUGCAUUUUUCGCUGCACUGAGAAAAAAAAAAAUUCCUCACAAAAUGUAUGAUAAGCAUUUUAAGAAAGGUUGUUUAAUGUCUGUCACUACUUGUGAGUUUGGCGUCCUGUUAACAACAGGGGAAGCUUUGACAACACUUUAACCGAGUGUGUCGGGUGUUUCCGCGUUUAUUGCUGCUUCCAACUGUCGCAGGGCCGGACGUUGCUCAGUAAAUAUUAUAUUUUUAUAAAUACUGUAAUUGUAAAGGUUGGUUUACAGUUUUGCAUUCACUCUCACUUUGUCCGUCUGUGUUGCAUUGUGCUGUGUUAUUUUUCCAUACGCAAAAGAGCUAACUAACUUCACCCACUCUGGAAAAUGCUGCUAUGGCAGCUUUAAGUUUUGUUUGUAAAACUGUGUUUUUUUUUAAUAUACUGGUCCUGAGAAGUUUAUAGUCAUAUAUUCUUCAUGUUCACGGUAUGUGGUUGUAAUGUUGGUUCAGGUCAGUGCAAAUAAGAAAAUAUGGGAAGUGUCAUCCUCAGAAUAGUGUGAAAAGGGUCCUACAGUGUUAAUCUACGGCCGCAUGCUGCUUGAUUUUAGUGUGUGUGUUUGUUAAUGUGCACAAGAGACAGGGUGAAAUAAAUGCUCUUUGUCGGUUUGGUUGUAAAAGAGAAAAAAAAAAGUGUUACUGCGUAUAUAAAAGAAAGUGUGUUUGUGUUCAAGUUUGUAUGCACGUCUGGUGCGCGUGCGUAUGUGGUGUUUGUGUACUGAAUCAGUACUUGUGUUCAGCAUGCUGCCCAAGCUGACUAUUCAAUUAAUUUUUUUGUUUUUUUUCACAUGUUAAAGAUGUAAACCAUAUAUAUAUAUAUAUAUAUAUAUAUAUAUAUAUAUAUAUAGUAUGUAUGUAUGUAUAUAUAUACUUAUAUAUAUGUAUAUACUGUAUAUAUAUAUACAUAUAUAUAUGUAUAUAUAUGUGUGUAUAUAUGUAUGUGUAUAUAUAUAUAUGAUGUGUGUGUGUAUAUAUAUAUAUAUAUGUGUAUAUAUAUAUGAUGUGUGUAUAUAUAUAUAUAUGUGUAUAUAUAUGAUGUGUGUAUAUAUAUUAAUGUAUACAUAUAUAUAUAUAUAUAUAUAUAUAUAUAUGUAUGUAUGUAUGUAUGUAUGUAUGUAUGUACAGUUUGUAUGUACUAGACAAACGGUGAGAACUUCAAUAUUGACUUUUGUUCUUCUAUAUUGCUGGAUUCAGCCACGGAAGUUGUGCAUAAUCGUGUCUUAUGAAGUCAUUCCUCACGUACAAAAUGACUGCUGCAAAGACUGGACAGUGAUGGCGAGACACUUCAAUAAAGAAACAAAUAUAUAUAUAUCUGUAACACACUUUGUCUUGUUCUUUUACUGUUAUAAAAACUAUUUGGUUAAUUUUUUCAAUAUAUAAUUUGUUGUCAAUACAUUUUUUGUCAAUAAUUGAGAUAUGCAGGAUGCUCGAGAUGAGCUCAGCAACACUUAACCCUCAGAGGACAAAUGCUGACUUUUUAAUGUUAAAAUGUAUAUAAACCUCAACACCAGUGAAGUUGGCAAGUUGUGUAAAUUGUAAAUAAAAACAAAAUACAACGAUUUGCUAAUUCUUUUCAACAUAUAUUCAAUAGAGUAGACUGCAAAGACCUGAUACUUAACGAUCAAACUGGAAAACUUUGUUUUACAAAUAUUGCUCAUUUGGAAUUUGAUGCCUGCAACUUGUUGCAAAAAAGCUGGCACGGGUGGCAAAAAGACUGAGAGUUGAAGAAUGCUUUUCAAACAUUUAUUAGGAAAAUCCCUCAGGUGAACAGGCCAAUUGGGAACAGGUGGGUGCCAUGAUAUGGUAUAGAAGCAGCUUCAAUGACAUGCUAUGUCAUUCACUAACAAGGAUGGUGCGAGGGUCACCACUUUGUGAACAAAUGGGUGAGCAAAUUGUUGAACAGUUUAAGAACAAUAUUUCUCAACCAACUAUUGCAAGGAAUUUAGGGAUUUCACUAUCUAAGGUCUGUAAUAUCAGCAAAAGGUUCUUGGAUCCCUCAGGCGGUAGUGCAUCAAAAAGUGACAUCAGUGUGUAGAGGAUAAAACCACAUGGGCUCAGGGACACUUCAGAAAACCACUGUCAGUAACAACAGUUUGUCGCUACAACAGUAAGUGCAAGUUAAAACUCUACUAUGCAAAGCCAUUUAUCAUCAACACCCAGAAACACCACUGGCUUGGCUGGGCCCGAGCUCAUCUAAGAUGGACUGUUGCAAAGUGGAAAAGUGUUCUGUGGUCUGACGAAUCCACAUUUCAAAUUGUUUUUGGAAACUGGAUGUCGUGUCCUCUGGAACAAAGAGGAAAAUAACUAUUGUUCUAGGCGCAAAGUUCAAAAGCCAGCAUAUGUGUUGGUAUGGUGGUGUAUUAGUGCCCAAGGCAUGAAUAACUUACACAUCUGUGAAGGCACCAAUAAUGCUGAAAGGUGCAUACAGGUUUUGGAGCAACAUAUGUUGCCAUCGAAGCAAAGUUAUCAUGGAUGCACCUGCUUAUUUCAGCAAGACAAUGCCAAACCAUGUGUUACAGCAGCGUGGCUUCAUAGUAAAAGAAUGUGGGUACUUGACUGGCCUGCCUGUAGUCCAGACCUAAAAAAAAAAAAGGGGCACAUUACAAAGUGUAAAA